Ogataea philodendri is the source of this 1023-nucleotide messenger RNA. RefSeq lists its product as uncharacterized. The coding region runs from base 1 to 1023 and encodes 340 amino acids. The record is from RefSeq and is a predicted model, not a curated record. The transcript is spliced from 4 exons. Lineage: Eukaryota; Fungi; Ascomycota; Pichiomycetes; Pichiales; Pichiaceae.
AUGUCCAGAUCGUCCGAGAAACUGCCUUCGGAGCUCACGUCUGAGGAGUCUUCGUCGGAAUCCCCGCGAUUGUUGGCAAUAUCCAGCCCGUUCUCGAUCUUCUUGCCCUUGAGCCCGUUCAUGAGCCCAAAUCCUUGCUGUCCAAACUUGAACACCUGCUGCGGAGCUUUCUUGUCUUCGUUCGAGAUGAAGAAACAAACAAGAUGUCCGCUGGCAGUCCAAAUAGCUCCACAGCCUUUUGGAACAGGAGUGCUGUCAAACGUUGGCUUGCUGACAUCGGGAACAGCGACCGCGUCAUCGUCAGAAUCGACUCCACUGUCUCUGUCGGAGAUCGAGGAAACAUCAACACUUAUGUCUGAGCCAUUUGCGUCCUCCGCGCAGUACUUGGAAGCAAUCUCGUCUAGGUUGGUGAGCAUCUCUUUGCGGUCUUCCUCGGUCAACUCGUGCGUCUCCUCGAUGGAGAAAUGGGGAAUUCCUUCUGGAGAUGGAAACGCUGAUUCUCUCAAACCGGAUCUUGGGGAACUUGUGACCCACGUUACUGACCUCCUCGGCAAGGUUAGCAGGCAACGAGCUGUCUCCGACCUUGACGUCGAGCUGCUCGACGGCAGACUGGCCAAUACGAAUUCCUGCAAUCCAGUUCAGAUGGUUGAACUGGUCGUUGUGCAACGUGAAACUGCCCCUGCUAGAGAUCAUAUUUGUGUUUCUUCUGCGAAUGAUGAGAUUGUUUUUUGGAGCGACUGGCGGCUCCUGGCGUUCCACUUGACUUGGGAGGCCGCGGCUCUCCAGUCGGACCACGAAUUGAUGGGUUUCCUUGGAGAACGUAGGUCCCACGAGAGUACAAAGGAGUCGACCGAGCAAGUUGCCAGCAGCUCUGGAUGGUGCGGGUGGAAGUUGAUGUCUGUUAUCGCUCUAGUAUGGGAAUGGAGAACAUGUUCUAUUGCGUCAUGGGACGGUCUAGCAAGGUUCCAAACCAUGGCUUUUUGGUUCGACGUAGAAACGACCCACGACGGCUUGCUCCUGUGA